AUGGUGACAAAGUUCUACCAGCACAUCCUGACCUUGGCAUUUGCUGUAAGUGAAGUUAACAAAAACCCCAAGAUUUUGCCAAAUGUCACACUUGGGUUUCACAUCUUUGACAGCUACAAUGAUGAAAGGAUGACCUAUCGUACCACUCUAGACCUGAUUUCCAAUUCACAAAGAUUUGUUCCCAACUAUGAAUGUGGUACCCAGAAAAAUCUAAUAGCUAUUAUUGGAGGAAUGGGUUCUGAUAUUUCCUUCUGUAUGGCAGAUGUCUUGCAUCUGUACAAGAUUCCACAGAAUAUAAAACCUCAUUGGUCACAAGGAGAUGGUUUCCUACAGGAGUUCUGGGAACAAGCCUUUGACUGCUCAUUUCCAAAUCCCAGUAUGUCAAAACUGGAGGAGAAAAUAUGUACAGGAGAUGAGAAACUGGAAACCCUUCCUUCUGCUGUUUUUGAAAUGGCCAUUACUGGCCACAGCUACAGUAUCUACAAUGCUGUCUAUGCUGCAGCAUAUGCUUUACAUGCCAUGGACAAACCUAGAGCACAACAUAGAACAAAGAUGCGAAGCCAAAGGCUUGGAAGUUUCCAAUCUUGGAAGAGAGUGAAGGUUGGGCAAGUAUAUCCCAAAACUUUGGAAGGAAAAGGAUUAAUCGUUAAUGAUUAUAUAAUUGAAUGGCCCAGAGGCUUUAACCAGGUGAUGCCCCUUUCUGUGUGUAGUGAUGCCUGCCAACCUGGUUAUCAGAAGAAAAGGAAAGAAGGGGAGAAAUUUUGCUGCUAUGACUGUGCUCUGUGCCCAGCUGGGAAGAUUUCAUACAAAAGGGACAUGAAUGGUUGUUUCAACUGCCCAGAAGAACAAUAUCCAAGCAUGGAUCAAGAUCGAUGUAUCCCUAAAGCUAUAUCCUUUCUGUCAUAUGAAGAACCUUUAGGGAUCAGCUUAACUGCAGUUUCUAUUUACUUAUCACUAAUCACUGUCUUGGUGUUAGGGAUGUUUAUUAAACAUAAAAAUACCCCCAUAGUCAAAGCCAACAAUCAGAACCUCACCUACACUCUCCUCAUCUCUCUGUUUCUCUGCUUCUUAUGUUCUUUGCUAUUUGUUGGACAACCUGGAAAAGUGACCUGCUUUCUUCAACAUUCUUUGUUUGGUGUCAUCUUCUCUGUGGCUAUUUCUUCUGUGUUGGCCAAAUCUAUCACUGUUGUUCUUGCUUUCAAGGCCACUAAACCAGGGUCCAACUUAAGGACAUGGGUGGGGAAAAGACUGUCCAUCUCCUUUAUGCUUUCUGGUACCUUCAUUCAAGCUGGCAUUUGUGCAGUGUGUCUGGGAAUAUCUCCUCCAUUUCCAGUUUUGGACAUGCAGUCAGAGGCUGGAGAGAUCAUAGUAGAAUGUAGUUCAGGGUCUGCCACCAUGUUUUGUCUCAUCCUGGGCUACUUGGGACUUCUGGCCAUCAUCAGCUUCACUGUGGCUUUCAUAGCUAGAAAGUUGCCAGACAGUUUUAACGAAGCCAAGUUCAUCACCUUCAGCAUGCUGAUGUUUUGCAGUGUUUGGUUGUCUUUUGUUCCGGCUUACUUGAGCACCAAAGGGAAAUACAUGGUGGCUGUGGAGAUCUUCUCUAUCUUAGCCUCUAGUGCUGGUUUAUUAGGUUGUAUCUUUAUCCCAAAAUGCUAUAUCAUUGUGUUGAGGCCUGAAUUGAACAGCAAGGGACACCUAAUAAGGAAAAAUAAUUUCAAAAUGUAA
Molecule: messenger RNA, 1725 nt
Organism: Elgaria multicarinata webbii
Lineage: Eukaryota; Metazoa; Chordata; Lepidosauria; Squamata; Anguidae
Product: vomeronasal type-2 receptor 26-like
Exons: 5
Coding region: 1-1725 (574 amino acids)
Biological process (GO): G protein-coupled receptor signaling pathway
Cellular component (GO): plasma membrane
Molecular function (GO): G protein-coupled receptor activity
Source: RefSeq, a predicted model, not a curated record